AUGGAGAGCGCUGGCCGCCCUCCCGAGCCCACGCACGCCCCACGAUCUGCCCCGCUGGACAGGCCUCGCGGCGCCUCCCGCUCCCCCUGCCCCGCACCCCCGGCAAAGAACAUUGAGGAAGACCCAGAGCCUUCAUCGGAAACAAGACCCCCGAAAGGAGGAGAUGCUACCUGCAAGGUUAAUCAGAGAACACUGAGGAAGACCCAGAGCCUUCAUCGGAAACAAGACCCCCGAAAGGAGGAGAGACCCCCGACCACUGGGGUGAGUACCGCUCUGCUUGCCGGGCUGGCGCUCGGCCCUGCCGGGGCUGGGGGCGAGCAGCGCCGGGGCGCUCGGCGCGGCCGCUGCCGCGUUGUGCUUUUUUGCGGAGAAAGGCCCGCGAGUCACCCGAAGCAGCGUUGUAGGGUAUCCAAACCACUGGGAGUAGCCACCGAAGAUGAGCUGGUUGGAGAGUUUCUGCAAGCUCAGAAUGCCCCUUUGCUGUCCCGUGCACCCCAGACCUUUAAGAUGGAUGACCUUUUGGCUGAGAUGCAAGAGAUUGAACAGUCAAGCUUCCGACAGGCCCCUCAGCGAGCUCCAGGUGUGGCAGCCCUGGCACUGUCUGAAAACUGGACCCAGGAAUUCUUGGCUGCAGCAGAUAAUGCUGGUGAUGUCUCUUCAGAUUACAAUGAGGCUGACUGGUCACAGGAGUUCAUUGCUGAAGUGACAGAUCCACUGUCUGUGUCUCCUGCCAAGUGGGCAGAAGAAUACCUAGAGCAAUCAGAGGAGAAACUGUGGCUUGGGGAAUCAGAAGAUCAGUCUUUGGCAGAUAAAUGGUAUGAGGAAUACCAACCUGAAGAUGAUCUUAAGAAAACUGUUACUGAUUUCCUUUCCAAGGUGGAUGAUCCAAAACUAAAGAAUACUGAGUUCCUAAAGUUUGUCCGCCAGAUCGGAGAUGGGAGGGUAUCGAUCGAAGCUAAUCAGGUGACCCACAGAGACCAAGAUCAGGCAGAGCAAUGGGCAGCUGAGUUUAUACAGCAGCAGGGGGCAUCCGAUGCCUGGGUGGAUCAAUUUGCGCGAUCUGGGAACAUGUCAACUCUUGAUACGGAAUUUGAGCAGGCAAAGGCUGCUGUGGAGUCAGAUGUGGAGUUCUGGGACAAACUCCAGGCAGAAUGUGAGGAGAUGGCCAAGAGAGAUGCAGAGGCUCACCCUUGGCUCUCUGAAUAUGAAGACCUCAACUCCUCAUCAUACGACAAGGGUUACCAGUUUGAGGAAGACAAUCCCAUGAGGGAUCACCCGGAUGCAUUUGAAGAGGGGCGGAAGCGCUUAGAGGAAGGUGACCUCCCCAAUGCUGUCCUGCUCUUUGAGGCUGCAGUGCAACAGAGACCAGAUCAUAUGGAGGCCUGGCAAUAUCUGGGAACCACCCAAGCAGAGAAUGAACAGGAACUUUUGGCCAUCAGUGCCCUCAGACGGUGCCUGGAGCUGCAGCCUGGGAACCUGACAGCACUUAUGGCUUUAGCAGUGAGCUUCACCAAUGAGUCCCUGCAGAAGCAGGCGUGUGAGACGCUGCGGGACUGGCUGCGCCACAAACCGGACUAUGCCCACCUGCUGAACAAGGAGCCAGAGGAGAGUGUCUCGGCGACCAGCCUGGGGCCUUCCAAGCGUGUCCUGAGUUCCCUGCUCUCGGACUCGCUGUUCAUGGAGGUGAAAGAGCUGUUCUUAGCAGCUGUGCGCAGCAACCCCUCAACUGUGGACCCUGAUGUCCAGUGUGGCCUGGGUGUCCUUUUCAACCUCAGUGGCGAGUACGAGAAGGCCGUGGAUUGCUUCAGUGCCGCUCUCAGUGUGCGCCCCAAUGACCACCUUCUGUGGAACAAGCUGGGUGCCACACUGGCCAACGGGAACCGGAGUGAGGAAGCUGUGGCUGCGUAUCGCCGGGCACUGGAGCUGCAGCCGGGAUAUAUCCGCUCUCGCUACAACCUGGGCAUCAGCUGCAUCAACUUGGGCGCCCACCGUGAGGCUGUGGAGCACUUCCUGGAGGCUUUGCACAUGCAGCAGAAGAGCCGAGGUCCGCGGGGGCAGCAAGGAGCUAUGUCUGACAACAUCUGGAGCACCCUGCGCAUGGCCCUCUCCAUGCUGGGGCAGAGUGACCUCUAUGGGGCAGCUGAUGCCCGUGACCUGCCCACACUGCUGCGGGCAUUUGGCCUCCAGCAGUGACUCUGGGAUAGGCUCCCCUGCGAGUGCAGUGGUUGCCUAGCCCAGCAAUGAAUGACCUUUCUUAGGGAGAAAAUUCACAAGGGUUCACACACAUCUUUGCCCUGGUAGGGCAGAUCAUUGGCAACUGUUUAUUUUUAAGUACCCCCUGGUGAAGCCUGCAACUUCCCCAACCCUGUGGCCUGAGCAUUUCUGAACGGUUCACAUUAUCACUUCCAUGACGACUGACACUGCUAAUUCACAGAUGAUCAAAGUGGGGAAGACAGCAGCAUCCUGCCCUCUUGCCAGACUGCAUUUGCCCAGCUUGACUGUGAGACCUUGCCUAUGAGAGCCAUUCUGCAGACUGCCUGCAAGGGUGUGUCUCGAGUUCAGGCUGCUGUGGAGGGGUGGGAUUGCUGUUUCACCCAAAAGGGUGAAAAAUGGUGGGGUUUGAGCAUGCUUCCCCAUGUAUGUACUUGCAUGUGUGUAUAUGUGGGUUGCUAGGGAAAACUGGGGCACUAGUCCCCUUUUCUGGCCACUGGUAACUUCAUGGUACGGCUAGAUGCUUCUUUCUCAGUGUGUCUUCAUGAACCUUUUAAGACAAGAGUAUUGUACUGAUGCUGGGGGCAUGGGUGGAGGCCCUUACCCUGUCAGGGUAAAGGGAGAUCCCAGAGUUCAUGCUUGAGAGAAAGUGAUAGGAAUAAAAAUCUAAAAUGUAACCUCUCCCAAAAUACGGUGGGGAAAGGGGUGAAGUCUUAAUUUUCUCUUGCUCAUCUGUCAUUGUUUUCCUUUGUGCAGAAGUUCCCAUCUUGUGUGUAACUGAAUCUUGUUAAUUAUAAAUAUCUGUAUAUGAUUUUAUUGGGGAAAAUGUUUUUUAAUUGUAAAGUAUUUUGUAUAAUAAAGGUAU
This is a messenger RNA of Ficedula albicollis (Collared flycatcher), 3076 nucleotides long. It is a transcript of the gene PEX5, whose product is annotated as peroxisomal biogenesis factor 5. The record is from RefSeq and is a predicted model, not a curated record. Gene Ontology annotation, cellular component: peroxisomal membrane; cytosol. Gene Ontology annotation, molecular function: protein binding. The coding region runs from base 1 to 2193 and encodes 730 amino acids. The transcript is spliced from 17 exons. Gene Ontology annotation, biological process: protein import into peroxisome matrix, docking. NCBI's taxonomy places the organism in Eukaryota, Metazoa, Chordata, Aves, Passeriformes, Muscicapidae.